UUGGGGAUAAAACGAGGCGCGGAGAGCAGGCUGGGGCAUUUCUCCCUGAGAUGGCGGGUCCGACAGCUGCAGCCCUGCGGCCCGGAGUCCUCCUGCUCCUGCUGUCCAUCAUCCACCCCUCGCAGCCUGGAGGGGUCCCAGGGGCUGUUCCUGGAGUAGUUCCUGGAGUAGUUCCUGGAGGAAUUCCCGGAGUUCCUGGAGCCAUUCCCGGAGUAGUUCCUGGAGCCAUUCCCGGAGGGGUUCCUGGAGGAAUUCCUGGAGGAGUCUAUUACCCAGGACUGGGGCCUGGAGGCAAACCGCCCAAGCCAGGGGCUGGACUCCUUGGGGGAUUUGGGCCAGGUGUUGGCGGGCUUGCAGGAGCUGGCCCUGGGGCAGGUUAGUGUUGAUACCCA
Messenger RNA from Pteronotus mesoamericanus, 392 nucleotides. RefSeq names its product elastin-like. The transcript has 5 exons. Lineage: Eukaryota; Metazoa; Chordata; Mammalia; Chiroptera; Mormoopidae. The record is from RefSeq and is a predicted model, not a curated record. Bases 51 to 380 code for a protein of 109 amino acids.